Molecule: messenger RNA, 1381 nt
Organism: Tripterygium wilfordii
Lineage: Eukaryota; Viridiplantae; Streptophyta; Magnoliopsida; Celastrales; Celastraceae
Product: syntaxin-31
Exons: 6
Coding region: 52-1059 (335 amino acids)
Biological process (GO): vesicle fusion; endoplasmic reticulum to Golgi vesicle-mediated transport; intracellular protein transport
Cellular component (GO): endomembrane system; Golgi membrane; SNARE complex
Molecular function (GO): SNARE binding; SNAP receptor activity
Source: RefSeq, a predicted model, not a curated record
CAACGGUUGCUAUCUGAGGAGGGGCCUUUGAUUCUUCCUUCAGAUCACCAAAUGGCCUCCACGCUCCGGGAUCGCACGGCGGAGUUUCACUCACUGACGACCAUUCUGAAGAGGAUCGGAGGUGUAGCAUCUGUCAAUCAAGCUCAAAAUGAUCCGAAAUUGCCACCUGUUUCACUCUCUUCCAGAUCCGAAUUCAACAAGAAGGCCUCUCGAAUCGGGCUGGGCGUCCACGAAACUUCUCUGAAGAUUUCCAGGCUCGCAAAAUUGGCUAAAAGGUCGUCAAUGUUUGAUGAUCCAAUUGUCGAAAUACAGGAAUUGACUUCAUUGAUAAGGAAUGAUAUUAAAGCUCUGGAGACAGCUCUUUCAGAUCUCCAAACCCUUCAAAGCAUGGAGAUUGCUGAUGGAAAUUAUUCCGAAGAUAGAGCUGUUCAUUCAACUACUGUUUUUGAUGACCUGAAGGGCAGGCUAAUGGGAGCUACAAAAGAACUUCACAAUGUGUUAACUACAAGAACAGAGAAUAUCAAGGCUCAUGAAAACAGAAAGCAAAUAUUUUCUAAAAAUGCUUUGAAAGAGAAUCCAUUUCCGCAUCAAGCCAAAAUUGUUUCUGAACCUGCUCCAUGGUCAAGUUCAUCAAAUGCCCUCGAGAGUUCUCAACCAUUAGCAUUGCCCACCGGUGGAGUUCAAGUUGGCAACCAAUUAAGACGACGGCCAGCCGCAGACAGCGCCCCAACCCAUCAUAUGGAAGUCUCUAUGUUACAGCAGGUAGUUCCAAGGCAGGAGAAUUAUGCCCAAAGUCGAGCAGUUGCUCUUCACAACGUAGAAUCCACGAUAUCAGAACUCAGUGGGAUCUUUACACAUUUGGCCACCAUGGUUGCGCACCAAGGCGAAGUGGCUAUCAGGAUUGAUGACAACAUGGAUGAGUCGUUGGCAAAUGUUGAAGGUGCUCGCAAUUCCCUACUGAGGCAUCUGAACAGCAUAUCAUCAAAUAGGUGGCUUUUGAUCAAGAUAUUUGCCAUUAUUAUAAUUUUCCUGAUGAUCUUCAUCUUCUUUGUCGCUUGAAUUUGAUUACCGAGACACAACGAUUGACUGAUUCUGUUGCUGCUUUGGUAGCAACUAUAGUUUACUGUCAAAAUUAAAUGAUUGCCUUGGUGCAAAGAGCAAUACUUAUUUCGUAGGUGCUGUAAAUUUGAUUGGAAGAUCUGUUUUACAUUUUGUCUUUGUUCGUACCUUGUAAAGGGUAGGAUUUAAGGCACCAUAUCUUUUAUGGGUGGUUAAAAUUUUUGUCAAGUAUUUGAGUUUGUAAUUGUAAUAGUGACUGCAUCACUCAAAGCUGUAAUAUUUGAAAUAUAUAUGGAGAAGAUGAUUUUGCAUUUCUUGAUAA